Messenger RNA from Malania oleifera, 576 nucleotides. Its product is annotated as agamous-like MADS-box protein AGL29. Lineage: Eukaryota; Viridiplantae; Streptophyta; Magnoliopsida; Santalales; Ximeniaceae. The coding region runs from base 1 to 576 and encodes 191 amino acids. Gene Ontology annotation, biological process: regulation of transcription by RNA polymerase II. Gene Ontology annotation, molecular function: RNA polymerase II cis-regulatory region sequence-specific DNA binding; protein dimerization activity; DNA-binding transcription factor activity, RNA polymerase II-specific. The record is from RefSeq and is a predicted model, not a curated record. The transcript has a single exon.
AUGGAAAGAAAGGUGAAUUUAGGUCGUAGAAAGAUCAAAAUGAAUAUGAUCCCAGAGGCUGAUGCUCGACAAGUUGCCUUCUCAAGGCGACGAUCUGGCCUCUUCAAAAAGGCAAGUGAGCUUUGUACUUUAUGUGAUGCAGAGGCUGCACUAAUUGUCUUCUCCCCAAGUGGCAAAGCUUUCUCGUUUGGCCACCCUUUUGUUAAUUCAGUGAUAAAAAAGUUUCUCACUCAAUACCCUAUACCAAAUGUUGGUGAGCAACAGAGUGCACAAGCUCAGUUUGAGUCCUCUGUGCGUAACCUAAACAAACAAUAUAAUGAUUUGCUUGACCAGUUGGCAGCUGAGAAGAAGCGAGGAGAUAUGCUAAAGCAGAUGUUGAGGAAUCAAAAGGCUUGUUGGUGGGAGGCACCAAUUGAUGAGCUCAGCUUGAACGAGUUGUUGACGUUUAAAGUGUUAUUGGAAGAAGUUCAGAAGAAUGUUGCUGAACAAGGUGUUGGGCACUUAAUAAAUGCUUCCCAAACAUUUCUUUUGGGUAGAAAAUCUGUUGAAUCUAAUGAGCAUUCUGUCAAAGAGUGA